GUGCACGAGACGGCUGGAUUGUGUCAGGCGAAGGCUUGGUGCCGGAGCGCGCUUUGCGUGAUUAUAUAAAGGUGAAGAGGGGCAGCGGAGACCUCUUGCACUUUCUUGGCGGCGCUCGACGUAGCGUCCAGUCCUCGCCGAGCACCAUGGCUCGACGCGCGUUCUUGUGUCUUGGUGUCUUGUGGCUCGCUUGUUGCGUGAGCAGCACCUCGCGAGUGAAGCGGCAAGAGGAUGACCCGGCUGGUGACGACGUGAACGCGGAGCAGCUCUGCGAGGGCCGCCCCGCUGACGAGUACUUCCGUCUCACGACCGAGGGAGACUGCAGAGACGUCGUCAGGUGCGACCAGGGCGGCGAGAACGGCGUCACCAGGCUCGCCUCUGUGCGCUGUCCAGGUGGUCUCGCAUUCGAUAUCGACCGCCAAACCUGUGACUGGAAAACACAUGUUAAGAAUUGCGAUAAAAUAGAAAAACCAAGAAAAGUUCUUCCUAUUCUUAAGACUGAUGAGCCAAUUUGUCCUGAAGGAAAAUUAGCAUGUGGUAGUGGAGAUUGCAUAGAAAAAGAAUUGUUCUGCAACGGAAAACCAGACUGCCAGGAUGAAUCCGAUGAAAACGCUUGCACUGUUGAUGUGGAUCCGAACAGAGCACCUGAUUGUGACCCUAAUCAAUGCACGCUUCCUGACUGCUUCUGUUCGGCUGACGGCACUCGUAUUCCCGGGGCAAUAGAGCCCAAUCAAGUGCCCCAGAUGAUAACGAUCACUUUCAAUGGCGCCGUCAACGUAGACAACAUUGACCUAUACGACCAAAUUUUCAAUGGAAAUCGUCACAACCCCAAUGGCUGUCAGAUUCGCGGUACUUUCUUUGUGUCUCACAAGUAUACAAAUUAUGCAGCUGUCCAAGAAUUACAUCGUAAAGGACAUGAAAUUUCUGUAUUUUCAAUCACUCACAAAGAUGAUCCACAAUAUUGGACUAGCGGUACUUAUGACGACUGGUUAGCAGAAAUGGCUGGUGCUCGGCUAAUUAUGGAAAGAUUCGCAAACAUUACCGAUUCGUCAAUUAUUGGAGUCCGCGCUCCCUAUCUCCGGGUUGGUGGAAACAAACAAUUUGAAAUGAUGGCGGACCAAUACUUUGUUUAUGAUGCGUCUAUUACUGCACCCCUCAGCCGUGUACCAAUUUGGCCUUACACUCUUUACUUCCGUAUGCCACACAAAUGUAACGGAAAUGCCCAUAACUGCCCAUCUAGAAGUCAUCCUGUUUGGGAGAUGGUAAUGAACGAAUUAGACAGAAGAGAUGACCCCACAUUCGAUGAAUCCCUACCAGGUUGUCACGUAGUAGACUCAUGUUCCAACAUCCAAACAGGAGAACAGUUCGGUCGUCUUCUUCGCCACAACUUCAACCGCCACUACACAACCAACCGUGCCCCGCUUGGUCUCCAUUUCCAUGCUUCAUGGCUUAAAUCCAAGAAGGAAUUCAGGGAUGAACUGAUCAAAUUCAUUGAAGAAAUGCUGGAGAAGAACGAUGUAUACUUCACUUCAUUAAUUCAAGUUAUUCAAUGGAUGCAAAAUCCAACUGAACUAUCAUCUCUAAGAGAUUUCCAAGAAUGGAAACAAGAAAAAUGUGAUGUCAAAGGGCAACCUUUCUGUUCCUUGCCAAAUGCUUGUCCAUUAACCACCCGAGAAUUACCGGGUGAAACAUUACGUCUGUUUACUUGCAUGGAAUGUCCUGCGCAUUAUCCAUGGAUAUUAGAUCCUACAGGAGAAGGUUUCAACACUAAGAAGUGAUCUCUUAAAAUAAAUUAUAUAAAGACUGUAAACACAUGUAAAUAAUACUCAGUACUUAAUAUUAUUCCAAUAAUUGUGAGGAGGCAAGAUGAGGCCAAGAUCAGCAGAAUAAUGCGUUUGUACGACGGUUGUCCUCAACAUCACCUACAUGUACAGAAAAAAACACGGAUAAUUUCAAUAGUUUUAGUACUAUCAUGUAACUAGAUUUAGAAUUGCUUAAUGCUUGGAGCAUUGAUUAAUAUGUCGUUAAAACUGCUUUGAUAAAUUAAACACCUACUUCAAGUUAUAAGUAUAUUUAGGUUACUACAAAAUGAACGAAAAUAUUUUUAAUUAUACUUAAUUAAAUUCUAAACAAAUA
This is a messenger RNA of Plodia interpunctella (Indianmeal moth), 2136 nucleotides long. RefSeq names its product vermiform (gene verm). The record is from RefSeq and is a predicted model, not a curated record. Gene Ontology annotation, biological process: carbohydrate metabolic process. The transcript is spliced from 5 exons. Gene Ontology annotation, molecular function: protein binding; chitin binding. Lineage: Eukaryota; Metazoa; Arthropoda; Insecta; Lepidoptera; Pyralidae. Gene Ontology annotation, cellular component: extracellular region. The coding region runs from base 147 to 1778 and encodes 543 amino acids.